Phalacrocorax carbo (great cormorant) is the source of this 7417-nucleotide messenger RNA. The record is from RefSeq and is a predicted model, not a curated record. Lineage: Eukaryota; Metazoa; Chordata; Aves; Suliformes; Phalacrocoracidae.
UGAGCAUGCCUGUCCUGCUGCAGCCAGCGCUGCCCUGGCCGGCGGCGGGGAGCCAGCUCGCCCCGUUGGAGCUACGGGAUCUGUCUGCCCAGCGAGCGUGGCCUGGGGCUCCUGCCCCUGGCGUCAGCCCGGACGCCGUCCCCUCGCUCGUACUGAGUCACAAGUGACUCACUUCAAACUUGGAUGGGAGCGCAAAGUAUACAUUUGCAAAUUGGCUGGUGAGGCACUGCUUUGCAAUGUAGGUGGGAUGUAUUACAUACUCCGGCAGUCAAGUUCUGCUCUUUUUCCCUCCUCCCUCUCCCUCCGUGCAGGAUAGCUGUCUGAGCCCAGGAUUUUGGUGCGGUUCUCGCGGGCGCAGGAAGGCAUCUCAGCCCGCUCCGGUGGAUGUGGCGUGUGGAUGGCUCCAGCUCCGCUCGUGACGGAGCUCUGCACUGAAGAUGGAUGAUUUAGCUCUCCUUGACCUGUUGGAGUGUCCUGUGUGCUUUGAAAAGCUCGAUGCCACAGCGAAGGUGCUACCUUGCCAGCACACUUUCUGCAAGCCCUGUCUGCAGAGAAUCCUGAAAUCCCAGAAGGAGCUCAGGUGCCCCGAGUGCAGGACCCUCGUCCUCUGCAGCAUCGAGCAGCUGCCCUCGAACCUGCUCCUCAUUCGCCUCCUGGAUGGAGUCAGGUGUGGACCAAACGUUACCAGGUUUGGGUCAAUCCAGAGGUCGGGGCUCCUGUCCUCCCCUGCCUCCAUCAGGAGAGUCCCCAGGGGGCUGCAGCUUCAUCAGCACCGGCUGGCGACAAAUCCCAGGAUCCACAUGGAAGGGGUCCCACGAGCCAAGGCCCUGUACACCUACCGAGGGCACAACCCCGGAGAGCUGAGGUUCAAUAAGGGGGAUAUCAUCGUGCUGCUCCGACAGCUGGAUGAGAACUGGUAUUUGGGGGAGGUCAACGGGAUCAGCGGCGUUUUCCCAGCCAGCUCCGUGCAGGUCAUCAAGCACCUGCCCCUGCCGCCGCCCCUCGGCAGAGCACUCUGCAGCUUUGACCUGAGGAGCAGGGACAAGACCGAAAACAAGGGCUGCCUGACGUUUCACAAGCCAAACACCACCGCAAGGCAGCUCCUGCAGACCGGCAAAAGCCACUGGUCCCCUCAGUUUAAGUGCGCGUCCCUACGAACGGCAUCUCCCAAAGCAAAGGGCGCGGACUCCGCAGCUUUCCCCAAGGUGCCCGACUCCAGGCGGAAGAGCCUGCGGCAGUUCUCCAUCACCACCGCCCUGAACACCCUCAACCGGAUGGUCCACGCGCCCGCCGAGCGGCAGGCGCUGGAGAUCAGCUCCCCCGUGCUCAUCAGCUCCAGCAACCCCACCGUGGCCACCCAGAGCAGCGAGAAGGCGGAGUUCCCCUACGGCACCCCUCUCCAGGUCAGUGCAUCUUACUAUCCCGUGCCAGGAUCGCUGGGGCACUCGGCAGCCAUUGUCUCUCUUCCCCACCUGCAGCACCACGUAUCAGCUUAUAUGUGCGUGGCUCUCCAUUCCUACGUGGCUCAUGGACCGGACGAGCUGGAGCUGCAGAAGGGAGAAGGGGUCCGCGUCUUUGGGAAAGACCACGACGGCUGGCUGUGGGGCAUGUCCCUCGUCACGGGCAGAGUGGGGAUCUUCCCCAGCAACUACGUCGCUCCCCUCUUCAGGAAACCUAAUCUCACCGACUCAAAGAUGCCUUCUCUGUACGCCACGUGGACGCUGUCGACCUCCUCCCUCUCCUCUCAAGGGAGCAUCUCAGAAAACGGCCCAAGGCAAAGCAGACCUUUGAAACCGGUGCUGCUGCCCGUGCCCAUCACCUCGCCCGGGAGGAGCGCGGCCGUGGCAGCCUCAGGACAGGCAUCGCUGCGGCGCGGACGCGGCAGCACGAGGAAGAACGGAUCCCUGCAGAGGCCGGGGCAGGCAGGGACCCCCGUGCAGGUUGCCGGCUCCCUCAGGCGUCCUCCCACGGCUGCGGUGCGGCCUCAGCAGUUUCAGCUUUAUCAGCACGUCAGCCCCCAGCCGCACAGCGUCCCUGCUGGAGCUGGCAUGGCCGAGGCAGGAACAAGGCCAAACUUCUCCCACGAUGCUUCGCCGGCACUUGUGGUCAGAGGAGGGGAAAGCAGAACUCCCUCUGUGUGCAGCUCGGUGAUCCUGGAUGCCAAAGACCCUCCAGCAAAGAGCGAGGCCGCUCCAAAGCCACCCGCAUCAGCCCCGCCGUCCAUCCUGGUGAAACCAGACACGUCCCGCAACAGCGCCGAAAAGCAAGUGAAGACGGUGAGGUUCCAGAACCACAGCCCCCCGCCACCCAAGCGGCACAGCCUGCAGCCCUCCCCGAGCCUGCCGCGCAGCAGGACGGAGCCGCCGCCGGCGGCAGAGGCUCUCCUGCCAGAAGCCAGCCUGCCGGGCCCCGAGCUGGCCGUGCUCUACUCGCCCAGGCCCAGCUCCAGCCCCCUGCACCAGCGACGGGCGCUGCACCCGAAGGCGCUGUCGCUGGACCUCUCCGGGCAGCUGACCUUCCCCAUCAAGAAGAACUACAGCAGCAUUUCUGCAAACUGACAGGGUAACUGCUCCGCUCGCUUUCCUUCACGCGCCUGCUCCUCUCCUCCCCUCCUGCGAGGGGCGAGCACCCUGGACCCCCACCCGCCUGCCGCCUCCACCGCUCCCCGUCCCGUGGCGAGGGGCAGGCAUUCCCCACGUCCCCAGCGCCCUCGCGACCCGCAAGUCGGAGGCUUGCAGAGAACUGGGGGAGGUCCCAAGGGAGCGGGACGGGACAGGACAGUGUCCAUCCCUACACGGGACAGUCCUGUCCUGGCCCCCGCUGCACCGAGCACGGCCGGAGAAGCCCCGCCGCCCUGUGGCUGCUGCGAGAGACGUGAACGGUGUUUGUGGCACCCACAAAACUGAUGUUCUUUGGUGUCAUGCAAGGCUGCCUGUAAGGUACCAGAGAAGGAGCGGGAGGGGGAAGAAAGCGUGCAGGUAUCAGAAAUAGUUAAGCUUGUUUUGAUCUCCUCGGUGCUGCGGGAAAGCCCACAGAGAUCAAAAUACCGGUUCAUUACCUUCCUGCUUCUGCAGGAUAAAGAAACCAUAAAUCAAAGUCAGUCAGUUCCUAGUUGACGGUUCGUGUUGCCUUUUGAGGGGGGUUUACUCAGAUUUUUUUUUUUUUCUGUUAGGUUGGUUCUUCCUUGCUUGCUGUUCUGUUUCAUUUUAGUCCAGGAGUUUUAACACAGAAUACAGUUUUAAAGGUGAUUUGGAGAGGAAAGAGACAUGCCAUAACCACAGUCACUUAGACUCUGCAGACAGGAGUAUUGAAUCUUGCUUCCCUUCAUUGCUUGGUUUCCUCUAAUUACCUGUCAGCUGCGUCCCAGCAGCCCGUGAGCUCACUCCAGCUCCUUCCCACCGCCCACCCAUUCAGGGAUUGCUUUUGUAAAUACCCCAAGUGGAAAUCAUGGCUUUAAGUGUACAUUAAGAUGCAUGAAACAUUGUCUACAUGAUAGGAAGCAGAAUUCAGCACCCCCCAUGCCACAGACCGCCCUUCUGCCACACCAGCUCCAGUUUUGAGCUGACUCCCUUUCCAACACCCUCCUGUGAACCCCCUGAAAAGCUGGCAGAGUCGGAGAGCUGUGCCCGGCUCGCCGGCUGGGACCGCUCUCCUGCAAAACCAUGCACAACAGCUUUUGUGUUUCACACUUUGUUUUUAUCGCCGGUUUAUAGACCAGCAAUUCCCAGCCCAGCCACAACCACCAACCGCUAGAUCUCCUAACAGCGGUAGCUGCGCUUCGUCCAAAACUGCUGUAAAAUCACCUCCUUGGUUAAUUGCGUACAAAACCCAUGUAGUUACCUCCGCUGGUCAGCAGAAACUCUCCGAGGCACUGGCACAGCCACAGAGAAGGAGGUUUUCUUCUGGAACUACGAAAAGGGAGUGGAUAAAGUAACUUAUUACUCUACAGCCCCCGUUCUUUUACUCCUUCAGACUUUUCCCUGUUCGUGGAGCAGGAAGCUGGCGUCUGCCCGUAGGGAUUUUCAGUACAGAAACCACCGAUGGCACGGACAAGUUCUUCACCUUGUGCUCUCUGUCGCUAUUUAAGCUCCUGCAGAAAAAUCCUGACAAACUAAAAAUGUGCAGUUUGCCCAGGUAUAGAAGGCAGCGCAAGCUGCAAGUAAGAGUGUGAGCGUGACCCUCAGCAAUGCCACCUCAAAGGCCGUUGAACAUCUCAGAGAAGACAUGCCGGUUCUUUGCUGAAGACUCCUCUCAUCCCUUUAAAGCUAAACCAGAAAACCUCAUGAGCCAGCUCUAUAGCCAGGAACACCUCCACUUCUCCCAGGCACCUUCAGAAAUAAACAGAAUUGCGUUAGGCAUGUCCAGGACCAGCUCGGGCAGUCAUUUAUACGUUGGUUUGGAGGGGAAGGAGGGGCUGCCUGCUCAUGCCUGCCUCCAGGUGUGAUCGCUCGCUGCACGCUGCUGAGAGGACAGGCAGCUGGGUACGACCUGAUCUGCAGCCCGCUGACGAAGCACCUCAUGCAUCUCAGCAGUUGACCUCCCACGAGACUCACGGAAGGCGGUGGCAUGGGUGGUUGGAGCUACACCAGGAUUAACUACGCGGAGGGAAUGCUGGCAAAGGAGGGGCCGUAGGAAAUGUGGCGCCCGGCUGAACACUUGGCAGAGACGGCGUGUGUAGGGAAGGAAGGGGAACUUCUGCGUUUUACUGCCCCCAAAAACCGAUGUCCUCACCUCAGGCCGUGUAACAGAGCCAAGGUCUAACGGCGCCGGCUUGGUCGUACUGUUUGCUGAGCAGGGUGGCGCGGCCGGGAGCCGGCUGGGCUGCGCCCUGGGGAGGGGGACGGACCCACCCCUGCACACGCACCGCAGCCGGUGCCGAUCCCACGGUUUUACUCUACAGCGAAAGGCACCAGAGCUCGGUGUCCCCAGGGAGCUGGGGACGAGGGGAUGAGCCAGGGAUUCUGCAGCAGCUCCAAUCAAAGAUCUUCCCUUGUUAUCGGCAAUUAACCCUGCCCUGCGAGGCCCCGGCGCCUGGCUCCUCAGGAGCUAGGGAGGAGCAUUCCUCGAGACCGGGGAGGCAGGAGGGAGCACCGUGCAACCCGCAUGCAGAGAGGCAUUUGAAGAUAUGGGGCAAAAAGAAAACAAACCAUAACUCACCGGGGGCUUCAGACAGAUGUACGCUGCAGUAGGUCACCUUGAAAAUUUAAUCUACAAGAGGGGCAGGUUUGCCCGUGAGAGGCAGGCGUGCGAGCGCAGGCAGCAAGGAAGAAUUUGAAGUUCAGUUUGGGGCUGCAAAAUGUAAAGCUCAGAGAGCAACAGACAGAAGUGACUGCAGCUCGGUUUCUCACACCUCCGUCCUGCCGCCAAAGGCCAGAUACGAGGAAAGACAGCACCUCCUUUGGCCUGAUUUAUCAGAUUCUCUAAGCUUCAGGGGACACCAAGAGCAUCAGGAAAAGCCAAAGGCGCUCAGCGCGCCUUAAGGCUUCACAAGCCAUAAAGUCUUUCUGCACAUCCGGGCUCGCAGCAGCCAGAUACCGCUCACGUUAUCAGUUCAGAAUAUUGCCUGUCACGGAGCAAAGCCACCCUCCCAUCCUCUCACACAGAGAUAAAAAGCAAUAAGGUUUCACAGCACCCAUGCACACAGGGAAGCCUGCAAAACCGUUCAGCCCGUUACACGGUACUGAAGUCUUAAGACAAACACACCAUAAGCACCGCAAAUCUCCUGGAUUUGGCCCCGAAGCCGCUGCCUUAUGACACCAAGUGACAGCAUGGGGCUGAUGGGGACAGAGAGAGCUCCGACACUUGCGCACACGCACGCACAGUCACGGGAAAUGGCAGGGAAAGGAAGCACUGACAGCAAAAUCGGUGCUUUGGUAAAAGAGCAGGCAGCUAUUUUGGGACAGAUAUCUCAGUUUCUUGCACAGGAUAUUUCAGUGCUCUGAUGCUAUGGUGAUAAAUGCCCUAAGUAUAUUCAAAAUAUGUAGGGAGAGAGAACUGAAAACAAGGUAUAUUUUAAAGUAACAGCUCUAAUAAGCAUCUUGUUCCCAUAGACAUGCCUGCCCACUGGCUUCAUACUGCAGCCCACGGAGCAAAAUUGCUAAGUCCUCCUCACCUUCUCCACUCCUCCCCAGCAACACCUAGGAGGAAGCAUCUGGACUGAGUUAUUUCACCAAGGAACCUCCCAAGGAAAAGGGACUAGAACCCAGACCUUUUUCGUCCAACAGCCCAGGCUAAAGCAGAACCACCUGGAGCUAACCCGGAGCCUUGCCCCGAGCCCCGAGCGAGGCAGCGCCCGACAAGCCGCCCUUUGCACGGAGAAGCCGGUCAUGCUGGGGGAGGCAUCACCUGGGCCUGCCGAGGAGCAGUUCUCUAAGCGCACCGGACUAAAAGGCCACCUUUGCUCUGCAAGCAGCACCACACACGGGGUUCUUCCAGCACGAGCAAACCACAUUUUCCCUUUCAGCUUUGGGCUGCUGACCUGAAGCACGCUGCACCUUCCACGAGGAUCUGCCCCAAACCCCUGUCCCCCUCUGGCUGCUGUCAUCCAAUUUUUUUUUUUUUUUUUCUAAUUGGGUAGCAAUGAAAAGGCAGGCAUCACAUGCCGGCAGGAGGGUGGUAGCUUUACAUGGAGGUGGGCGAGCUCUUCAAGGGUUCUGUUCUUUUUAUACAUAUAACUUCCCUCCUGUCUUCCCACCCUCCAGACUCUCCUCAGCCCAUUUCCCCAGUGAAGAGAGGUUAGACAUCAGCCCUGGGAUGCUGUUUUGUCAUCCCCGAGUUGGCCCGGAGAGCCCACAGGGGAAGACCACCCCUUCCCCCCCGGGGACGCGUCCCCUCGGCAGCACUCGCGCUGGUACAGAGAGGCUGUCCGAGCCCUGGCCCUGCUGGGCCACCAAGCCUGCCGUCCUCCAUCUUGCCACAAACCAUCACGUGAAGCGCAGAGCGCAAAGAAAACAACGCUAGGAGAGGCAAAAUACAAUUGCGGGUGUACUGGAGUGUAAUGUGUUCCUAUAAUGAAAAUAUAUUGCGCUCUGCGGCCGCGGAGCCUCCGAGCCCUCCCUCGGGCGGGAGGGGGGCCCCUCGCCCACCCUCCUCCGUGCCUGGUGCUGGGAAAGAGGAACGCCAGCGCUGGCCCCAAAACAGUUCAGUUGGACACCCUGAGCAGCCCAGGAAUGUGUAAAUUCAUGUGUACAUUUAUCAUUAUUUCAGCAGGUUUAUUCAUUGCCCAACAGCUAUUGCGGUUCAUUUGUGCAACCAGAAGUGUAAUAAUAGCUAUAGACUUCAAGUUUUCCAGUUUUUUUUUUUUUGCCUUAAGUCUCAGUAUCUCCCCCGUUUAAAAAGUAACAUUUCAAAAUACACAUUAAAAAUAUCAGUGUUUAGAACCCAAAACUGCCCAGGUGAAGCGACGGGGACUUACCAG